UGCUCCGUGAACACCCCUCGGGAGGUCACCCUGCACUUCCUGCGCACGGCCGGGCACCCCCUCACCCGCUGGGCCCUGCAGCACCAGCCCCCCAGCCCCCAGCAGCUGGAAGAGGAGUUCUUGAAGAUCCCCCCGAACUUUGUCAACCCCGAAGAGCUGGAUGUCCCCGGGCACGCCUCCAAGGACCGAUACAAGACCAUCUUGCCAAAUCCCCACAGCCGCGUGUGUCUCGGGCGGGCACGGAGCCAAGAGGAUGGGGACUACAUCAACGCCAACUACAUCCGAGGCUACGACGGGCAGGAGAAGGUCUACAUUGCGACCCAGGGCCCCAUGCCCCACACCGUGGCGGACUUCUGGGAGAUGGUGUGGCAGGAGGAAGUGCCGCUCAUUGUCAUGCUCACCCAGCUCCGCGAGGCCAAGGAGAAAUGUGUCCACUACUGGCCCACGGACGAGGACACCUACGGGCCCUUCCGGAUCUGCGUCCGAGAGGAGAGGGAGCUCCCGGAGUACACCGUGCGGCAGCUCACGGUCCAGCACCAGGAGGAGUGCCGGUCGGUGAAGCACGUCCUCUUCUCGGCCUGGCCGGACCACCAGACCCCGGAGUCGGCCGCGCCACUGCUGCGCCUGGUGGCCGAGGUGGAGGAGAGCCCAGAGGUGACCGCCAGCUCCGGGCCCAUCCUGGUCCACUGCAGCGCAGGGAUUGGCCGAACCGGCUGCUUCAUCGCCACCCGCAUAGGCUGUCAACAGCUGAAGGCCCGAGGGGAAGUGGACAUUCUGGGCAUCGUGUGCCAACUGCGGCUGGACAGGGGGGGCAUGAUCCAGACCUCGGAGCAGUACCAGUUCCUGCACCACACCCUGGCCCUGUAUGCUGCCCAGCUGCCCGGGGAGCCCAGCCCCUGACCCCCCAGCGCCCUCCGCCAGCCCAGGCGCCCCCUUCCCCAGGCCCGGGAAGGUGGGUAGGAGAAAGGGGGCCUUGCAACCCAGGGUGCCCCCCGGCUGGACCUGGGAAAAGGGUGCCCCCUCAGCGAGGGUGUGUGGCCACCGGACCCUGAUCAGCCAGGACCACGGCCAGACUCCAGGUCUUCACCACCAGCCACGCCUCUGCUUCCUCCAGUGGCCCCCAGUGGCCGUCAGGGGAGCUGCCUUGACUCAGAACUUGAGGCCAGGAGCUGGCAUUCGAGCAGACCUGAGAGGGACAGACGGUGCCCGGUGCCUGGAGCUCGGCCUCCGCGGGUACGACAGGGGCAUUUGUGCUUCACUGCCGUUAAGGAAGAGCGAUCCAGCCGGCCAGCGUGGCUCAGGGGUUGAGCGUCGACCUAUGACCCAGGAGGUCAGGGUUCG
Molecule: messenger RNA, 1341 nt
Organism: Myotis davidii
Lineage: Eukaryota; Metazoa; Chordata; Mammalia; Chiroptera; Vespertilionidae
Gene: PTPN7
Product: protein tyrosine phosphatase, non-receptor type 7
Exons: 8
Biological process (GO): protein dephosphorylation
Molecular function (GO): protein tyrosine phosphatase activity
Source: RefSeq, a predicted model, not a curated record